CUUCUCCGACGCUCUUUCAACUGCCACUUUUCGAUUUGCUCGCUGCCGCUCAGAUCAUCAUGACGUUCACGCUGCCGGAACUCAAGUACGAAUACAACUCGCUGGAGCCGUUCGUGGACACCCAAACCAUGAACAUCCACCACACCAAGCACCACCAAGCGUACAUCAACAACAUCAACAACUACAUUAACACGGCCCAAGGUGAGGAAUUGAAGACCAAGUCCAUCUUGGAAGUCGUCAAGACUGCGACCGCCCCUGCUGUCCGCAACAACGGCGGUGGACACUACAACCACAGUUUGUUCUGGACGUGGAUGGCCGCCCCCGGCUCCACCAACACGGCCCCUCAUGGUAACUUGAAGGCCCGCAUCGAACAAGAUUUCGGAUCCGUGGACCAGUUGAAGGAAAAGUUCAACGCUGCCGCGUCCACCCGCUUUGGCUCUGGCUGGGCGUGGUUGGGCGUGCGUGCCGACGGUACCCUCGGCAUCACCUCCACCCCCAACCAAGACAACCCGUUGAUGCCCAACACGGAAGACCCCAUGAUUCCCAUCCUUGGGUUGGAUGUGUGGGAACAUGCGUACUACUUGAAGUACCAAAACCGCCGCCCCGAGUACAUCUCUGCGUUCUGGAACGUGGCCAACUGGGACAAGGUCGUGGAAUACUAUGACCAAUUCGCUUCCAAGGGCGAAGCCGUGCCCGUCUGAGGCGCGGAUCCCAAGUUGCUUGUGUCGUCGUUGUGAUGAUCAUGUAGCUAGCUUUCUUGAAAAUUGCUGUUUGAAUACGUAUGCCCCAUGGGUCUCUUUGCUACAUAUACACGCCGGAAGUUGGAACCAACCAGUUGGG
This is a messenger RNA of Aphanomyces astaci, 840 nucleotides long. RefSeq lists its product as hypothetical. The coding region runs from base 60 to 701 and encodes 213 amino acids. NCBI's taxonomy places the organism in Eukaryota, Oomycota, Saprolegniomycetes, Saprolegniales, Verrucalvaceae. The transcript has 3 exons. Gene Ontology annotation, molecular function: superoxide dismutase activity; metal ion binding. The record is from RefSeq and is a predicted model, not a curated record. Gene Ontology annotation, biological process: superoxide metabolic process.